Botrytis fragariae is the source of this 975-nucleotide messenger RNA. Its product is annotated as putative c6 zinc finger domain protein. Gene Ontology annotation, molecular function: DNA-binding transcription factor activity, RNA polymerase II-specific; zinc ion binding. The record is from RefSeq and is a predicted model, not a curated record. The transcript is spliced from 4 exons. NCBI's taxonomy places the organism in Eukaryota, Fungi, Ascomycota, Leotiomycetes, Helotiales, Sclerotiniaceae. Bases 1 to 975 code for a protein of 324 amino acids. Gene Ontology annotation, biological process: regulation of DNA-templated transcription.
AUGACGUCCAACACGACUAUAGUCCCACAAGUGCAAAGUAGAUCUUCCAAACGAAGUCGCAAUCGUACACUACUCUCAUGUACGGAAUGCCAUAGGAGGAAACAAAGAUGCAAUCGAAAUCAUCCCUGUAAUGAUUGUCUGGAGCGGCGUGUUCCACAUAAGUGUCAAUUUGUGAUACCUUUGGAACAAAGAAGACAGAGAGAUUCGAAACUUGAUUAUCAAACCACAAAAGCUGCUCGUGAUCGAAGGAUACUUGCUGGAGAGGAAGUUCUACUUAGCCUUGAAUCGGUCGACGAUCUAAGAAGCGUUGGAUCAUCUUAUGCAUCCACUCGUGCGCCUACAGAUUUAACACAGGCAUUGUUCUCUAAUCAUACUCCUACUCACGAUAUAAAACUGCGGGCUUCCUCUUGGCACAAUCUAACGAGUGGGAUUCUAGAUGCGUUCGAUCCAUUCUCGAUAUUUCCAGAUACAGGUGGAGAUCCACUUUCCAAAUCAAUUCUCAUAGAAUACUUUGUUAAGCAAUUAUGUCCGUGGCUUGGUACAUAUGAUGACGCUAAAGUUGUGGGUCGCCCAGCAUUCUCCUGGCUACCAUUUGCUUUGCAACAUCCCCCGUUAUUCUAUGCUACGUUAUUAGGUGCAGCCGUUCACCUGGACCGCAAAAGACCUAUAAACAAACGCAGUCUGGUCUGGUACAAGAUUGAGACAAUGCGUUUAGCAAAUGAAACAAUGAAUGUACCUCGCGAGGCUGCUACGGAUCAAAUGCUUAUAGUCGGUGGUGGAGAUGGAGAAGAAUACGAAAUGCAUCUCUUAGGUAUUAAUCAAAUGUUAACCAUGAGAGGUGGUAUGGACAAUUUAGGGAUGAGAGGUAUGGUUAAAAACUGGCUGGGAGUUUGUUAUGGUCCUUGGCAUCAUGAUUGGCACUAUGGUCUUUUUGUGGAUUUUUAUGGCAUCAAACGACAUUCGUACAUGAGAUGA